This is a messenger RNA of Tribolium madens (black flour beetle), 914 nucleotides long. RefSeq names its product ADP-ribosylation factor-like protein 16. NCBI's taxonomy places the organism in Eukaryota, Metazoa, Arthropoda, Insecta, Coleoptera, Tenebrionidae. Bases 1 to 492 code for a protein of 163 amino acids. The record is from RefSeq and is a predicted model, not a curated record. Gene Ontology annotation, molecular function: GTPase activity; GTP binding. The transcript has 3 exons.
AUGGCCCUCUGUUUGGGGCCCACGGGGUCGGGCAAAACCCUCCUGUUAAAAAAGCUUCAAAAUAUCGAAAAUGUGGACACUACAGCCAGCUCAGUGCCCACAGUCGGCACCAACAUGUUUACAAUAAAAAUCGAUAACGAAAUUUACCACAUUCGAGAGCUCGGUGGUGUGAUGUCCCCCUUGUGGUCCAAAUAUUUCAACAGUGUUCAAAAAAUUAUCUACGUCGUUGAUGCUUCAAAUCUGUGCCAGAUCAGCGCCGCUGGAAUCCUCCUCUACACGAUGAUAGCCAAUCCAAUGCUAGCAAACGCAAAAUUCCUCCUCGUAUUGACAAAAAUGGAUGUUAGUUACCGACAAAUGCGCAAUGAAGCUCUACUAAUGUUACAAAUGCGUAGGUUUGAAAAGGAAAUUAAACAAAAAGUUACAAUAACUGAAGCAAGUGCGAUCACGGGUGAAGGAAGAGAAGAAAUACUGAAUUGGUUAAAGAAGAAAUAACUUUCACUUUGUCUUUUUAUUUAACACUUUCGGUUUCAAAAAACAAUUUCACACUUGACUGGUUUGCCAUAAGCUUUCAAUUUUAAGUCAUAUAUAAAAGUUAAAGCCGGGAUUUAACCAGCAGUUAACCCAAAGACAUCAAACACAAUGUUCAAUCUUAAAGCAAUUAUUUUGGUGGUAGCCCUCCUCUACCUGACCCAAGUACAUUCAAUUCCGGUGUAUGAUGAUUUAGAGGGCGCUUCAUCCGAUCACGAUUACGCAAGAGUCCAGAUUAAAGUCUUUCGAGGCCCCACAGAAGGACAUGACCAUUUCGCCCCUUGGGGCUACUGGGUGAAACAACCAGCCGAUGACCACCACUAAAUUACUCACCUUAUUUUUGUAUUGUUGAUUUUAUUUCAUAAAUAAAUAAUUUGUUACGUUAA